CUUGCCCACGCUGAGCCUGACUCAUCUCCAACUACUUGAUCAAUCUCUCUCUAAUACAUUUGUCUGUUGGCACUUUCUCUCUCUACAAGUUCCGACAUAUCAAACGAGGAAAGUUUUUUGAGACGGAGGGAGUAUUCGUUUACUUGUGCAUCCGUCCUGUAUCUACAUAUAAAUGGAGACCUUUUUGUUCACAUCUGAGUCUGUUAACGAGGGACAUCCUGACAAGCUUUGCGACCAGAUCUCGGAUGCAGUCCUUGAUGCCUGCCUAGCACAGGACCCUGACAGCAAGGUUGCCUGCGAGACUUGUACCAAGACCAACAUGGUCAUGGUAUUUGGGGAGAUCACCACCAAGGCCAAUGUGGAUUAUGAGAAGAUUGUGCGUGAUACGUGCCGUGAAAUUGGAUUUGUAUCGGAUGAUGUGGGGUUGGAUGCUGACAACUGCAAGGUCCUUGUUAACAUUGAGCAGCAGAGUCCUGAUAUUGCCCAAGGGGUUCAUGGUCAUCUGACCAAAAAGCCUGAGGAGAUUGGCGCUGGAGAUCAGGGUCAUAUGUUUGGUUAUGCCACUGACGAGACCCCUGAGCUGAUGCCCCUCAGCCAUGUUCUUGCAACCAAGCUUGGUGCUCGCCUAACUGAAGUUCGCAAGAAUGGAACUUGUGCAUGGUUGAGGCCUGAUGGAAAAACUCAAGUGACUGUUGAGUACCAGAACGACAAUGGUGCUAUGGUCCCCAUCCGUGUGCACACUAUUCUAAUCUCGACUCAACAUGACGAGACUGUCACAAAUGAUGAAAUUGCUGCUGAUCUUAAGGAGCAUGUCAUCAAGCCUGUUGUUCCCGAAAAUUAUCUGGAUGAAAAGACCAUCUUCCACUUGAACCCAUCAGGCCGCUUUGUCAUUGGUGGACCACACGGUGAUGCUGGUCUAACUGGUCGCAAGAUCAUUAUUGACACUUACGGAGGAUGGGGUGCACAUGGUGGUGGUGCCUUCUCAGGCAAAGACCCAACUAAAGUGGAUAGGAGUGGUGCCUACAUUGUUAGGCAAGCUGCAAAGAGUAUCGUGGCAAACGGGCUUGCACGUAGAUGCAUCGUGCAAGUUUCAUAUGCCAUAGGUGUUCCUGAGCCCUUGUCUGUGUUUGUCGACUCCUAUGGAACUGGAAAGAUCCCUGACAGGGAGAUUCUUAAGAUUGUCAAGGAGACAUUCGACUUCAGACCAGGCAUGAUCUCUAUCAACCUUGAUCUCAAGAGGGGCGGUAAUGCUAGGUUCUUAAAAACAGCUGCCUAUGGCCACUUUGGAAGAGAUGACCCUGACUUCACGUGGGAAGUAGUAAAGCCACUAAAGUGGGAGAAAGCCUAAAACAGAGUUUAAUUUCAAGAAACCGAAUGUGAGCUUCAUCUUCUACUACUACCUGAAACUUUCAUUUUCUUUUUCAAAUUUUUGCUAAUUGUCAUUGUUUUUUUUUUUUUUUCUGAAUUGUCUGUUGUUUACCAUUGUAUCAAUUGAAAAAAUUCACUUGCAAUAAAAUAUCUUCUUCGUCAAUUGAA
Molecule: messenger RNA, 1536 nt
Organism: Daucus carota subsp. sativus
Lineage: Eukaryota; Viridiplantae; Streptophyta; Magnoliopsida; Apiales; Apiaceae
Product: S-adenosylmethionine synthase 5
Exons: 3
Coding region: 173-1348 (391 amino acids)
Biological process (GO): S-adenosylmethionine biosynthetic process
Cellular component (GO): cytosol
Molecular function (GO): methionine adenosyltransferase activity; ATP binding
Source: RefSeq, a predicted model, not a curated record